Messenger RNA from Oldenlandia corymbosa var. corymbosa, 561 nucleotides. Lineage: Eukaryota; Viridiplantae; Streptophyta; Magnoliopsida; Gentianales; Rubiaceae. The record is from the annotation of a GenBank genome assembly.
AUGGCUUCCUCGAUUCCCAGUGUUCUCCAACAGACCUUAACUUCAAGACCCCAUAACUCUUACCCUUAUGUUUGUACCAACCCAAUUCUCAGCAAGUUAACUUCUCAGUUUGUGGGAUUCUCUUCCACUAGAGGUAAAUGCCGGCUAGGAUGGUGCAGACCCACGGGAAUUGUGGGACCAAGCUCCUCAGGUUCAAGAACUACUUGCUGGUUUCGGUUCGGGAAAAAUGGUGUCGAUGCUGAAGGCGCUGGCAUUUAUGGUAGUCAAUCCCGUGAUGACUUUGAUAAAGAUGACGUUGAACAGUACUUCAAUUACAUGGGAAUGCUCGCGGUGGAGGGCACAUAUGAUAAGAUGUAUGACCUUCUAAGUCAAAAUAUCCAUCCGGUUGACAUAUUGCUAAUGAUGGCUGCCUCAGAAGGCGACAAGCCAAAGAUCGAAGAACUCUUGAGAGCUGGAGCUGAUUACAAUGUCAAGGAUGCCGAAGGUAAGACAGCUCUAGAUAAGGCUGCCAAUGAUGAAAUUAAGAACUUCAUCCUGGGUUUUUCAGUACAGAAAGCUUGA